UGGAGAAAAACUUAGAACACAGCUCAAAAUAAGAGGAACAAACUGAGCCAAAAGGUCUCAAAUUCGUUUUUUAAAUAGCAGAAUUAUUUGGCGUUUCUGUUUCUUUUUUUUUUUUUUUUUGGGGGGUGGGAGUGUCCAGACGCACGGUGCAGCAGACGUCCACGUUACGUCUCCAUUGACAGAUACGAGUCCUUUUAUUGAGUGGGUCUACACACUACUGCAAGGACUACAUUGGACUCUGGACUAAAGAUUUCCACUCCCGCGAAGGCAGGGGAUCGCUACAGCGCGUUUUUACUCGGAUUUUUCAGGUGGUGGGGACAGACGGGGUGCGGGCGAUGAUGGAGUCUGCCCUCACAGCCAGAGACCGUGUCGGGGUCCAGGACUUCGUGCUCCUGGAGAACUUCACCAGCGAAGCAGCUUUCAUCGAGAACCUGCGCAAACGCUUCAAAGAAAACCUUAUCUAUACGUACAUUGGCUCGGUGCUGGUGUCGGUGAACCCGUACAGAGACCUGGAGAUCUACACCAAGAACCACAUGGAGAGAUACAGAGGAGUCAACUUCUACGAAGUCUCCCCACACAUCUAUGCGGUGGCAGAUAACUCUUACCGCUCGAUGAGGACGGAGAGGAAGGACCAGUGUAUCCUGAUUUCUGGAGAGAGCGGAGCUGGAAAAACUGAGGCGUCCAAGAAGAUCCUGCAGUACUACGCUGUGACCUGCCCCGCCAGCGAUAAGGUCCAGACCAUCAAAGACCGUCUGCUCCAGUCCAACCCCGUACUGGAGGCUUUUGGAAAUGCCAAGACUCUGAGGAAUGACAACUCCAGUCGCUUUGGAAAAUACAUGGACAUCCAGUUUGACUUCAAGGGAGCCCCCGUGGGAGGACACAUCAUAAACUACCUCCUGGAGAAGUCCCGUGUGGUGCACCAGAACCACGGAGAGAGGAACUUCCACAUCUUCUACCAGCUGAUCGAGGGUGGAGAGGAGGACCUGCUCCGGAGGCUGGGGCUGGAGAGGAACACGCAGCAGUAUCAGUAUCUCAUCAAAGGAAACUGUCCCAAAGUGAGCUCCAUAAACGAUCGAAGCGACUGGAAAGUGGUGAAGAAAGCCCUCACGGUGAUUGGCUUCAAUGAGGAUGAAGUAGAGGAACUGCUGAACAUCAUUGCCAGCGUACUCCACCUGGGGAAUGUGCAGUACGGAGGAGAGGACGGCAUCGCCUCCAUCACCUCGGAUACGCAAAUCAAGUACCUGUCCCGGUUGCUGGGAGUGAACGGGGCUGUGCUGACAGAAGCUCUUACGCAUAAAAAGAUAAUCGCCAAAGGGGAGGAGUUGGUGAGCCCUCUGAACCUGGAGCAGGCCUCCUCCGCCCGGGACGCUCUGUCUAAAGCUGUGUACGGACGCACCUUCACCUGGCUCGUCAACAAGAUCAACGCUUCACUGGCCUAUAUGGAUGAUUCUUACAAGCACUACUCUGUGAUCGGCCUCUUGGACAUCUAUGGAUUUGAGGUCUUCCAAAACAACAGUUUUGAGCAGUUCUGCAUCAACUACUGUAAUGAGAAACUGCAGCAGCUGUUUAUUGAGCUCACCCUGAAGUCUGAGCAGGACGAGUACGAAGCUGAGGGCAUCACGUGGGAGCCGGUUCAGUACUUCAACAACAAGAUCAUCUGUGACCUGGUGGAGGAGAAGUUCAAAGGCAUUAUUUCAAUUCUGGACGAGGAGUGCCUGAGACCCGGAGACGCCAGUGACAUCACCUUUCUGGAGAAACUGGAGGACACAGUGGGAGGACAUCCGCACUUUGUCACGCACAAGCUGGCUGAUGGAAAGACCCGUAAGGUGAUGGGGCGAGAGGAGUUUCGACUGCUGCACUACGCUGGAGAGGUCAACUACAAUGUCAACGGAUUUUUGGACAAGAACAAUGACCUCCUUUUCAGAAACCUCAAAGAAGUUAUGUGUAUGUCUGAGAACAAGAUCCUGACUCAGUGUUUUGACCGAGAGGAGCUGAGCGACAAGAAAAGACCUGACACUGCGGCCACCCAGUUCAAAGCAAGUCUGGCGAAGCUAAUGGAGAUUCUGAUGUCUAAGGAGCCGUCGUACGUGCGCUGCAUCAAGCCCAAUGACUCCAAACAAUCAGGACGAUUUGAUGAGGUCCUGAUCCGGCACCAGGUCAAGUACCUGGGGCUGAUGGAGAAUCUCAGAGUGCGCAGAGCAGGGUUUGCCUACAGGAGGCGCUAUGAGAUCUUCCUGCAGAGAUACAAGUCCCUGUGUCCGGAGACGUGGCCCAACUGGCAGGGCAAACAGUCGGAUGGGGUGGCCACUCUGGUCAAACACCUGGGAUACAAACCAGAGGAGUACAAGCUGGGCAGAUCAAAGAUCUUCAUUCGUUUCCCAAAGACCUUGUUUGCCACUGAAGAGGCGCUAGAGACCAGAAAACACAGUCUUGCUACAAAGCUCCAGGCCGGAUGGAGAGGCUACAGCCAGAAGUCCAAAUACCAGAAACUCAGAAAUGCAGCUAUCGUGUUCCAGGCUUGUUGGAGAGGCAUUCUGGCUCGGAGGAGGGCCCAGCGCAGGAGACAGGCAUCUGACACCAUUCGCAGGUUCAUCAAAGGUUUCAUCUACCGCCACAAGGAGCGCUGUCCUGAGAACGAGUACUUUCUGGAUUAUGUGCGCUACUCUUUCCUCAUGAACCUCAGAAGAAACCUGCCCAAAAACGUUCUGGACAAGAGCUGGCCAACCCCACCCGCCGCACUCGUAGAGGCUUCAGAGCAUUUGAGGAAGCUGUGUAUGCAGAAUAUGGUGUGGAAUUACUGCAAGAGAAUCAGCCCUGAAUGGAAACUCCAGCUGGAGCAGAAGAUGGUCGCCAGUGAAAUCUUCAAAGAUAAAAAGGACAACUACCCACAGAGCGUGCCCAAACUGUUCGUCAGCACCAGACUCAGUGGAGAGGAAAUUAACGCCAAAGCGAUUCAGAGUCUGGGCAGUGAGAAGAUGAAGUACGCAGUGCCAGUCACCAAAUACGACCGAAAAGGCUACAAGCCUCGACGCCGGCAGCUGCUGCUCACCAGCAACUGCGUCAUUAUUGUUGAGGAGGGCAAACUGAAGCAACGCAUCGACUAUGGAGCCUUAAAGGGUAUCUCAGUCAGCUCCCUCAGCGAUGGACUCUUUGUUUUGCACGUGCCCAGUGAUGACAACAAGCAGAAGGGAGACGUGAUUCUGCAGUGUGAGCAUGUGAUCGAGACUUUGACCAAACUCGCCAUUUGCGGAGAGAAAGUGAACAACAUCAACAUCAACCAGGGCAGUAUAAAGUUCACUGCGGGUCAGGGUAAAGAGGGAAUCAUAGACUUCACUCCUGGGUCUGAGCUUCUGGUGGCCAAGGCCAAGAACGGGCACCUGUCUGUGACUGCUCCCCGACUGAACUCCAGAUGAUGUGGACCACAGCGCUCCGUCCGGGACUAACCUCCUCCCUCGUCCAAUCGGGACUGCGGACUGCUCUGCCUUAGCCAAUCAGAAACCAGCUGUCCUCUCAAUAUCACAGCACACGCUUCCAAUACGAAAACUCCAGCGAGACUAAUUGAAAUAUUUAUGUUUCUAUAUUAUAUUUUUGAGAUUAAUAAUGUUUUGAAUAUACUGAUUUUAUACGCAAAGCCAAGGAAUAACAAAAGUGUGGGUGCGUUGCACCUUUUUGAUUUGUGCGCUUUUGGGGUAAUAUUUGGUUAAAGGUACACCGUGUAACUUUCCUGGUGGAGGGUCCGGCAAGUGCUUGUUUCCAUGGAGAUGCCUUGGCGUUGUAGCGUCAUUUGCCAUUUGUUUCUUUGGCAGUGGAUACGUUUAAUACAGCGCUGUAAAAAAUUCCAGGCAAAACAAAGUGACAGGUCAGAUCUGUGGAGAGAAUGAGUGUUUUUAAGGUAUUUUUGAGCACUAAAAAUACCUCUAAAUGUAAGAUAUGUUUUAUUACAUACUGUAGAAUGUUCCAGGCAAAGCAGUAACAUUUCCAUGGAGACCCUUUACCUGAAAAGUUACACCGUGCACCUUUCAGACAGGACCAAAAACCAUUCGAUUUCACCCUAAUUUGAAACAACGCAUUUAAAAGUUGUUGAUGACGAUUGGGACUGCCUUUUUGUUCCUGUUUACGAUUAUAAUCACCACUGUACUAUGGGUUAAGCAUGUCGAAGCAUCGAGAUAGGUAGGUUUUAUCACUGAAUGUAUUGAAAGAAGGGGAAAAAGGCAAGCGAUGAACAUGUUUUUUAAAAAGAAAUGCACAGAAAGUGAAGAGAGGAUACAGGUUGAGGGUAGAAUAAUAAGUAGGAAAGAUGGUACAGCAGUGAUUUGAAAGAAAACUAAUUUAUUCUUAACAAUGUCCAGUGAGCUGGCAAAUGAACAUUACGAACAAAAUAAGCAGGCUAUCUUUGUUAACCUAAUUGUUGCGUGCUUGCUUAAACUUUGGCACAGUGCAAUAGGCCUAUGUUAUGGUCUAAAGUUGACCCAGAGUGGUGAUAAGGCGAAACUACUUGCAAUACUUUCCCUGAUUUACUUCAACAUCAUAAAUCAACUCAUGCUUGUAUCUUUUGUUUUUAAAUGGUCUGUAUGACGCUAUUUUCUGAUCUGUUGUAAUGUUUUUUCCUCAUCACAGACAGACAUGGAGUUGUGUUUUGUUUCAUUUACACAAAUCAAGUUCUUCUCUCAAACAGAAAACAUUCACGCAAGACAGUAAGUGCUCCACUGUAUUUUUAAACUCCAUAUAACUUCACUAGAUUCAUUUGGAUCAUUUCAGCUCUGGAGUUGUCAAUCUCUACUGAACGAAAGGUAAACAAAAACUUAACAACUUCGACUUUAUGACAUCACAAGUUGGAACAAAGCAUUCUGAACUUUGGAGACACUGACAGACUACUAAUAAAGGGUUACUCAAACGUGUGAAUGGAACAAAACACAACUCCAGGUAUGUUUUUGACGAAGUAACAGCAUUAUAACAUGACUUAAAGCUCACAAGAGUCACAUUUUGUGCAAUAUAGGACCUUUCACUUGUAAAGCCAAAACAUAACUUAUGCCUGAAUAACGCCAUGAAAAUGCCAUAAAAAAAAAUAUAGCUAGCCAAAUAUGUGCUCUAAGCAGGAAAAAUAAUCUUAUAAUUCACUUUCCAUUUCAAAUCAUUGUACAUGUCGAGGGCUGCAAGGCGAACUGACCACUAUCUCGGAUGUAGUCCACCUAAGGCCCAUAGUUUUAUUUCUAUUUCUAUAUCUUCUAUUAUAUUGGUUCAUCAUGCCUUUUAUGGUCUAAACAACAAAUGAGCAAUCAAAUAAUCUUAUUGUUUAGCACAUUUUUUACAUUUCAAAUUUAUCUUUCAAAUGCUCAGGUUUAGAACUGAUCUUACAUUUAUAAAACUAAACAAAAAACAAAAAAAAAACCCUCACAACUUUCAUUUUUACGCCAAAUAUUGUAACAUAAUUCUUUAAAAGUGCAUAGUGUAACUUUUGUCAUGGAGGGUCAGCUACCAGCUUGUCACCAUGGAGAUGUUAUUGCUUUGCUUGGUAUGUCCCACAGUAUGACUUUAAGCAUAUCUAUUCCCAUGGUAACGCCACCCACCAGGCCAAGUUACAGGUCAGAUCUGUGGAGAUGUCACCCUGCUUUCAGUUUUUGUUGAACUUGAGAGUAAUAAAAACAUCUGUAGUUGUAUUGAACGUAAGAUUUAAGUUGAAUGUCAUACUAUGGAACAUUCAAGGCAAAGCAAUACCAUCUCCUUGGAGACAAGCAAGUGGUAAAAGCUCCACUGCAAAAGUUCCACAGCACACCUUUAACUCCUGUCUGCUUUUUGCUCUAAGUGAGAAGACGGUGCAAUAAAUUGAAAACCGUGCUUGUUCUGCACUUACACGUUUUUUUAGCCAAAGAAGCAACGUUGAUUCUUUGUGAUUCUGUAAAAUUUGUGCUAUUUUUUGAGUUGAAUGUCGUUUUUUUUUUUUUUUUUCAGGAGGGAUUUGUAAAUGUAUAGUUAUAAAUGAGAGACUCAAGCCAAGUAAGGUUUGGGUAUGUUAAAAUUUUGGGGUGGAAAAAAAGUUUAAGUAUUGUUUAAUGUUAACCUUUUUAUUCUGUGCCUUUUUGAAUUGCAAUGUUUGUAAGGGAUCAUAAGAGAAAUACCUCCUUCCUUUGUAAAUAAGCUUUAACCAAAUCAUAAUAACAUAUUUCAAGCACUCUUCUGUCAUUACUGUAUCGUUAUGCAGACACACUAAGAAAUACUAAAGAUCUGAACAAUAAAUCUGAGACUAUAAGACUCAUA
Boleophthalmus pectinirostris (great blue-spotted mudskipper) is the source of this 6255-nucleotide messenger RNA. RefSeq names its product unconventional myosin-Ic. The record is from RefSeq and is a predicted model, not a curated record. Gene Ontology annotation, molecular function: microfilament motor activity; ATP binding; actin filament binding. Gene Ontology annotation, biological process: actin filament organization; vesicle transport along actin filament. The transcript has 32 exons. The coding region runs from base 336 to 3413 and encodes 1025 amino acids. Gene Ontology annotation, cellular component: plasma membrane; actin cytoskeleton; cytoplasm. Lineage: Eukaryota; Metazoa; Chordata; Actinopteri; Gobiiformes; Gobiidae.